CUGGCUGCCGCCGCGCGGGGAGUCCGGCCGGCCGUCUGUGGGGCGCCGUCGGGGGUCGUGGAGAUGGACAGCGGCGGCGUCAACCUGGAGAAGCACAGCCUGGCGCUGCUGGCCGCCAAGGGCGACGUGGCGAGCGGGAGAGCGGCCGCCAGCUGGGCUCUCUUUUCCUACGAAAAAGCCAAUGAGCUGAAGCUCCUGGACUCUGGAGCCGGGGGUCCUGAUGAGCUGGCCAGGCGCUUCCAGAGCGGCAGCGUCAUGUACGGCCUGUGCCGCCUCCCAGAUGCCGCCACGGGGCAGCCGCACGUGGUCCUCAUCAGCUGGGUUGGCGAGAAGGUCUCAGAGCAGCAGAAGCAGGCCUGUGCCGGGCACCUGCCAGCCAUCCGAGCCUUUUUCAAGGAAGCCCGCCUGGUGGUGAAGGCGUCCCGAGCCGAGGAGGUGACCCAGGAGGGGCUGAGACGCUCGCUGCCCCUGGCUGCCCCGCCAGGAGGUCCUGAGGCCGCGAAGAAGGUGCCGCUGGGUGACCCUCAGGAGCUGGUGGGCACCAACUACAAGAAGACCAACCCAGCGCUGGAGAUCCUCCGUACCAAGAGGGACUCGUUCUGGGCACAGGCGGAGAGGGAAGAGGAGCAGAGGCGGGAAGAGGAGCGCCGCCGGGCGCAGGAGGAGCGGCGGCGCUGGGAACGGCAGCGCAUGGAGGAGGAGCGUCGGGAGGCGGCCGAGAGGGAGCGCCGGGUGCAGGAGAAGGAGCAGCUUGUCCAGGAGCAGAGGAAACAACAGGCCCAGCUGGAGGCAGAGGAGCGCAGGAGGGAGCAAGCCCGAUGGGAGCAGCAGCAGCAGGAGCGAGAGAAGGCGCUGGCAGAACGGGGUCCCCUGAGCGGCUCCGCUGAGAAGGCCACUGAGGCGGCUGCGCUGGCCUCGCAGCGCCCCCACGACCCCCGAGACUUCUUCCACCAGAGGGAACGCUCUGGCUCGGCGGUGGGGGCCCCAGAGUCGCCUUCUCCCACGGGAGGCCGGCCAGGACCGCCGCGACGCCCUUUCCUCCGCCACCAGCGCAGCCUGACGGAAUCAGCCUACAUCUUCCGGGGGCCGGAUGCUGCCCCUGCCAGGCGCCCAUCCGGAGACUUCUCGCCCUCGCCCUCCCCUCGCUCCCCGCAGGCGGCCCCUCUUCCCAGCCCCCGCCUCCCCAAAACCCCACCCGCCGGGAACCAGGACCCUGAGCCCAGAAGCCCCCCACCUCCGGCCCCGGAGAGCAGGACCCCCCUCGCCCCCUCCCCGCCUGGGGGGAGCCCGACCCCACUCCUGGCACCUUCCCUGCUGGACUCAGGGGACCCUGCCAGGACCCAGCCGCUUGCUGAGGCCUUGGCCCCCCUGGAGGCGCUCAGGGGGCCCCCACCCCACACUCUGCCAGCGGAGUCUGGCCCCCAGCCCCCUUUCACCCCGCAUGGGGCAGAAGAGACCCCUUGCAUUGGCCACAGUGCCGGCAUGGAGUCGCCCUCCCUGGGCAGCGCCCCCCGGGCAAAGUCCCCACCUCCAGCCCACGUGCCCCACAGCCUCCCCACGGAAACGGGCUCAGCGGGGUCCUCUGCCUGGGGGGCAGCUUCUCUGCUCGGCAGCCCCCCUGAGGAAGCCCUGCCCCACGCUGAGGCCAGGGACCUCGUCUCCUUCCUGGGCCCCAAUCCUGGAGGGCCCCCCAUGGCCAGUGCUCCUGAAGUGAUGGAUGGAUGCGAGUUUGUGGCUCCCCCGCUGGGAAAGGAUCCUGCGACAGACCCUCCGCCAACACCUGACUCAGCCCCAUACUCUGGGUUCAAUGGGACGUCCGCCUUGGAAGAGGAGAGCUGGCCCGCAGGGCAGGGGACGCCGUCCGUCAAAGCCAAACUCCCCGAAGAAUCAACCUGGGAUCCCAGAGCAGGUGGCAGCCAGGCCCCCGUGGCCAAUUCCAGAGAGGAGGGCAAGGACCCCUGCCUGCUCACAGGAAGGGCUGGAGAAGACUAGUUCACACAAUCAUGUGCGCCCCCCAUGGACUCCACUCGGCCCCCCCUGCUUGCUUUGGCUUGGAUGAGCCCCCUCCUCACCUGCCCACAGCCAUCUGCUGCCACCCCCCUCCCAGAAGCAACUCUGCCCCUGCUUUUGUCUUGCCCAAUAAAGGAAAAGUGGGAA
Molecule: messenger RNA, 2157 nt
Organism: Podarcis raffonei (Aeolian wall lizard)
Lineage: Eukaryota; Metazoa; Chordata; Lepidosauria; Squamata; Lacertidae
Product: drebrin-like protein
Exons: 14
Coding region: 64-1992 (642 amino acids)
Biological process (GO): positive regulation of dendritic spine morphogenesis; regulation of actin filament polymerization; neuron projection morphogenesis
Cellular component (GO): plasma membrane; actin filament; postsynaptic membrane
Molecular function (GO): actin filament binding
Source: RefSeq, a predicted model, not a curated record